This is a messenger RNA of Corticium candelabrum, 3899 nucleotides long. RefSeq lists its product as uncharacterized. NCBI's taxonomy places the organism in Eukaryota, Metazoa, Porifera, Homoscleromorpha, Homosclerophorida, Plakinidae. The transcript has 5 exons. The coding region runs from base 49 to 3591 and encodes 1180 amino acids. The record is from RefSeq and is a predicted model, not a curated record.
UGGGGUUGUGAGCUUGUAGCGCAUAUAGCGCUAGGAAGUGCUUCCAGCAUGUCGGAAAGCCAGCCUAUGUCUUUGGAAGCCUUCCGUGCGAAGAAAGCGGCUCAGGCUGGUCAGAAAAAGCAGCCAGUGAACUCGAGCUUGACUAAGUCGCGUACAACUACAACGACAAGCAAGUCAAGUACAUCAGCAGCAGCGAGUAAGAAAGGAAUAAAUGGUGAAGGUUCGAGUUCGUCUUCCACAAAAGUCCCUUCUGUCUCUGAACGACAGGAUCGAGCGCGUCAGAUACGCGAGCAGAAACAGGCCGAACGACUGAAACAACUGGAGGAGUCGAAGGUUCGUGAGGCUGAACGCAAAGCUGCUGCAGAUGAACGAAAGAAGCGACAAGAUUUGAUGGAAAAGCAAAGGAAAGAAGACAUGCUCAAACGCAGUAGAGACAGACAGACCGCGGCCGUGGCAAAGAAGACUUCUUCUGGAAUUCCGGUCGCUAGGAAAAGCAACAGCAGCAGCUCGAGGCAGAAAUCAGCUGCAGGGCCGUCGCUUUCACCAGCAACGCGCGUCAAGUCUAAGACUCUUGUGACUGCGUCUGCUGGUUCUUCUUCUCCACGUUUGUCGAGCUCGGCGAAAAGCGCGCCUUCAUCUCGGAUGUCUGCAAGAAAGACAUCAAAACCUGAAGACACUGGUCGUGGGAAAGACGAAGGUGAGGCUAGUCCGCAACUGUCGUGGUCUAAACUGAAGUCAAGUGAGGGCAACGUACGCUCUCCUCCGAAGCUUGAAAUAGACGAAUCGAUUUUAGCUGCAGCUGUGGCUACAGAAGAAACAUCUGAAGUAAGUGUGGAAACAGUAGGCGAAGAAGGACUGGCUGCAAAGAGAAAACAUGAUAGAGAGGCAGCAUCGCGACUGUUUUUAGAAGCCGAAAGACGAAGAGGAUCGGAGGAAAAGGAAGAAGAAGAGCAGCGGCUAUUUGAUGAACUAGAGAAGCUGACAGCUGAAGGUGAAGAGAUUCCUGACACAGUUUAUUUACGUGUUGAUAAGGAUGUAGAAAAUGAGGAAUGCAACAGAUUAGAAUGUGAUGAAAAAGAAAGGAAGGAGAGUGAUAGCAAGAUUGUUGAAGAAUCUGCAGUGAUAGAGGAUUUAAAUAAGAUAAAAGAAGUAAAGUUGCAAGUGGAAGAGAACAGGAAGGAAGUUCAAGUAGAAAUUGAUAACAAAGAAGAAGAGAGAAGAAUACAAGAAGAAAAGGAGAGAGCAGAGAGAAAGAAGAGACUUGAGGCGAUCAUGCAACGAACUCGAAAUAAAGUUGCUGCUAGUUCCCCCACAAUGGUCAGAUCGACAGGAGGAGCUAUAGUCAGUAAUGAGAAUUCCUCAUCUAGUCAACAUCAACCUCCAUCACACAAUAGAGUGGUAAAUCAAUGUGUUACUAGUUCUCUUCUUCAUGAUGAGAUUGAGAUGCCAGUGACACAAGAUGUAGAUAACGCAAGGCUUGAAGAGUCUCCUACUUCUGUAGAGGAAUGUGCUAGUGAACAAACGGUCAAUGUGGAGGAUAUGGUGGAUGUGCCUCGCUUGUCUGAUGAACUUUCAGAACAUGUUCUUGUAUGUCCACAACAGUCAGAUACAUUUGUGUACACAAGAGUUAGUGGUGUAGAUGAUGAGGAUUCUGUCAGAAAAGGUGUGGUACAGUUGGAUGAGGAUCAACACACACAAAGCAGACUGGAUAUGGGAGAAGAGGCAAUAGCUGUACAUGUGGCAGAAGUACAAUGUACAGGUGGAGAUUACAAUGAGAAUGGAUUGCAAGUCGCAGCUGAUAAUAAAAAGGUUGAUGGCAAAAUAGACAGACUGGACAAUCCUCAGUUUGAUUUUUCAAGGUUGUCUUUGGCUACUAAUGUGUGGGGUGAAGACUCCGAAAGAUCUGCAAAUGCUGAAAAGGAAUGCUUGAUGUUGGACAGCAGCAAUAAGAUUGGCUUGUCACCUGUGCCUUCCCCACAUCACACAACUCCAUUGCAUCAUGCUAAUACACAACAAGAAGACAUCCCUCCACAUUCUGAUCUGUUGACAGAGCCAGUUUCAUCAUUACCUGGAAUCAAUCCACCCAAAUUACCAGAUUCAGAUGCACCCAAUUUGCCAUUGGAUCUUCCCUCAACACCACCACCUUAUCUUCCCUCAACUCCACCACCUGAUCUUCCCUCAACACCACCACCUGAUCUUCCCUCAACUCCACCACCUGAUCUUUCCUCAACAACACCACCUGAUCUUCCCUCAACUCCACCACCUGAUCUUCCCUCAACAACACCACCUGAUCUUCCCUCAACUCCACCACCUGAUCUUCCCUCAACAACACCACCUGAUCUUCCCUCAACUCCACCACCUGAUCUUCCCACAACUCUAACACCCCCACCAGUUGUUCCAUCAAUGUCACCACUUGAUCUUCCUUCAACUCAGCCACUGGACCUUCCAUCUUCGUCUUCACCAGCCAACUCCUUACCACUCGAGUUCCCUGAGUCUGUGAUACCUGCUGAUCUUAGUGUCACCCCGUCUCUUCUCAUCAGGUCUGCAUUUGUGAGUGACAGUACAUGUCACUCUGAUGCACUUUCACCACACCUCAGUCGACCAGUACAUUCUGUGGACUCUGCUCUAGGCAGUCAUCCUGCUGGGGAACGUCUAGGUUCAAGUGAUGCAGACGAACCGUCAAGCAAUGUUUCUUUAGAUCUUCAGACAUCACCUCAAUUAGGAGAACAUGAACAGCAAGCCAGUCUUUUUGAAGAGUGUGCUGUAGACUUUGAUGUCGGUGAUCAGCACCGUGACAGUGGAAUAUCUGAUGAAGAAACUCCUCCUCUUCUAACCGAGUCACCAUCAAUAGAACUCGAACAAAGAUCACCUGCUGACUUACAGCGGCUGUCUCCUCCAGUUUGUGUGUUUCCUCAACUGCCAACUAUAACCGAUACCUUGGCGCAACAGUCUAUUGCUUUUCCAACUGUAGCAUCUCCACCACCAAUUCCAGAGUCAUCUCCACCUGCUCUAAUUGACUCUGCAUAUCCUAUUGCACCCGACACAGAGCCUCCUUCUUUACCAGUUUCAUUGCCUCCUGAUGAGUUGGAGCUACUUGUUGAAUCAAAAGCAGCAGUUACUCUGCAGGACAGUAGUAAUACAUCGUUUGAUUCUCAAGUGAAAUUCUCACAAGAAAACGGUCGGCCGUCAGUAGAGCGUAAUGAUGUAGAUGAAGCACAGCCACACGGGACAAGGUCUGAUUCAUCGGAGGACAUCAGUAGGGCAGACGAGUUGCUGUCUUCAAAAACAGACUACCAUAGUUAUGCUGUAACUUCCGAUGUGUCUUCACUACCUGUGAAGGUAGAUCACAAGGAGGAGUUAUGGAAACAUGUAGAACAUGUACUCAUGUCUACACUAUCGGUUGCUAAGGACAUUGAAAAGCAGAUGGGUCUUACAGCUGAGACAUCAGAUGAUCAGGAAAGGGAUUUGUGGUACACUGUUGAGUCAGUGGAAUCAACAGAGAUGAAUGUUGGUCCACUCCCUAGCCAAAGUUGUCAGUUUGGUGUGGCCUAUACAUUCAGUGAUGAUGAUGAUGAUGAUGAUGUGGUAUAACCUUUUAGGUCCUAUAUAGCAAAGUGGAUUGAUGCAAAUGACAAUAAGUGUGGACUGCUAAUCUUGAGAAAUACAUUAUAGUCAAGCUUCCAAGCUUGGGGAACCAAUUUAAAAUCUCUAUUCUUACUCUAAUACCUAAUUAAGUUAAACGAUUGCACUCACUGUGCGUGAAGGACAGAUAACAUUGGUGUAAAGGACGUUUGUGGUGUUGUAUUAUGUUGUUGUAGAGGCAGGGCCCUAACACAUUUGCUGUACCCACAAAUCACGUGCAAUAUCAUGACUAUCACAUGUUCGCAUGUUCAACGCAA